Molecule: messenger RNA, 3465 nt
Organism: Callorhinus ursinus (northern fur seal)
Lineage: Eukaryota; Metazoa; Chordata; Mammalia; Carnivora; Otariidae
Gene: EPS15L1
Product: epidermal growth factor receptor pathway substrate 15 like 1
Biological process (GO): endocytosis; endosomal transport
Cellular component (GO): plasma membrane; cytoplasm; clathrin coat of coated pit
Molecular function (GO): calcium ion binding; cadherin binding
Source: RefSeq, a predicted model, not a curated record
GGCGCUCGGAGCCCGAGUCCGCGGGAAGAUGGCGGCCCCGCUCCUCCCGCUCUCCCAGCAGAUUCCCACUGGAAAUCCAUUAUAUGAAUCUUAUUACAAGCAGGUAGACCCGGCAUACACAGGGCGAGUUGGGGCGAGUGAAGCUGCGCUUUUUCUAAAGAAGUCCGGGCUCUCAGACAUUAUCCUUGGGAAGAUAUGGGACUUGGCUGACCCAGAAGGUAAAGGGUUCUUGGACAAACAGGGUUUCUAUGUUGCACUGAGACUAGUGGCCUGUGCACAGAGUGGCCAUGAAGUUACCUUGAGCAAUCUGAAUUUGAACAUGCCGCCACCUAAAUUCCACGACACCAGCAGCCCUCUGAUGGUCACGCCGCCAUCUGCAGAGGCCCAUUGGGCUGUGAGGGUGGAAGAAAAGGCAAAAUUCGACGGAAUUUUUGAAAGCCUCUUACCCAUCAGUGGUUUGCUCUCUGGAGACAAAGUCAAGCCAGUCCUCAUGAACUCAAAGCUGCCUCUUGAUGUCCUGGGCCGGGUCUGGGACCUCAGUGACAUCGACAAGGAUGGGCACCUGGACAGAGAUGAGUUUGCUGUGGCGAUGCACUUGGUGUACCGAGCUCUCGAGAAGGAGCCUGUGCCCUCCGUCCUGCCCCCAUCCCUCAUCCCACCUUCCAAGAGGAAGAAGACCGUGUUCCCAGGCGCCGUGCCCGUCCUGCCCGCCAGCCCCCCGCCAAAAGACAGCCUCCGCUCCACGCCUUCGCACGGCAGCGUCAGCAGCCUGAACAGCACGGGGAGCUUGUCCCCCAAGCACAGCAUCAAGCAAACACAGCCAACCGUGAGCUGGGUGGUGCCGGUUGCAGAUAAGAUGCGAUUUGAUGAGAUAUUCCUGAAGACCGACCUGGACCUGGAUGGCUAUGUGAGCGGCCAGGAGGUGAAGGAGAUCUUCAUGCACUCGGGCCUCACCCAGAACCUUCUAGCACACAUAUGGGCCCUGGCUGAUACGAGGCAAACAGGGAAGUUAAGUAAAGACCAGUUUGCAUUAGCUAUGUACUUCAUUCAGCAGAAGGUCAGUAAAGGCAUCGACCCCCCUCAAGUUCUGUCACCGGACAUGGUCCCGCCCUCAGAGAGAGGCACUCCCAUCCCGGACGGUUCAAGUUCUCUUGGAUCAGGGGAAUUUACUGGUGUGAAAGAACUUGAUGAUAUCAGUCAAGAGAUCGCCCAGUUACAAAGAGAGAAGUAUUCCCUGGAACAAGACAUUAGAGAAAAGGAAGAGGCAAUCAGACAGAAAAGCAACGAAGUGCAGGAAUUACAAAAUGAUUUAGACCGGGAAACAAGCAGUUUACAAGAGCUAGAAGCUCAGAAACAGGACGCCCAAGACCGCCUUGACGAAAUGGAUCAGCAGAAGGCCAAGCUCCGAGACAUGCUGAGCGACGUGAGGCAGAAGUGCCAGGACGAGACUCAGAUGAUUUCCUCAUUGAAGACCCAAAUCCAGUCUCAGGAAUCCGAUCUCAAGUCCCAGGAAGAUGACCUGAACCGGGCCAAGUCUGAGCUGAACCGAUUGCAGCAGGAAGAAACCCAGCUGGAGCAGAGCAUUCAGGCUGGGAAAGUUCAACUGGAAACCAUCAUCAAGUCCCUGAAAUCAACACAAGACGAAAUCAACCAGGCACGAAGCAAGCUUUCCGAGCUGCACGAGAGCCACCAGGAAGCCCACAGGACCCUGGAGCAGUACGACGAGGCGCUCGACGGGGCCCACGGCGCCAGCCUGACCAACCUAGCCGACCUGAGCGAGGGGGUCUCUCUGACAGAGAGGGGCGGUUUUGGAGCCAUGGUAAAGGACGAUCCUUUCAAAAAUAAAGCCUUGUUAUUUAGCAACAAUGCCCAAGAAUUGCAUCCGGAUCCUUUCCAGGCCGAAGACCCCUUCAAAUCCGACCCAUUUAAAGGAGCUGAUCCCUUCAAAGGUGACCCAUUCCAGAAUGACCCCUUCGCAGAACAACAGACAGCUUCAGCAGAUCCAUUCGGAGGGGAUCCUUUCAAAGAAAGCGACCCAUUCCGUGGCUCUGCGCCUGACGACUUCUUUAAGAAACAGACAAAGAAUGACCCGUUUACCUCAGACCCAUUCACGAAAAACCCUUCCUUACCCUCAAAGCUCGACCCCUUUGAAUCCAGUGAUCCUUUUUCAUCCUCCAGUGUCUCCUCAAAAGGAUCAGGUCCCUUUGGAACCUUAGACCCCUUCGGAAGUGGGUCCUUCAAUAGUGCUGAGGGCUUUGCCGACUUCAGCCAGAUGUCCAAGCCCCCAACUUCUGGUCCUUUCACCUCCUCCUUUGGAGGGGCAGGAUUCUCAGAUGACCCCUUUAAAAGUAAACAGGACACUCCCGCUCUGCCUCCGAAGAAACCUGCUCCUCCACGGCCUAAACCGCCCAGCGGUAAAAGUACACCUGUAAGCCAGCUUGGUUCUGCAGACUUUCCCGAGCCCCCCGAUCCAUUCCAGCCACUCGGGGCUGACAGCAGUGACCCGUUCCAAAAUAAAAAGGGGUUUGGGGACCCGUUUAGUGGAAAAGAUCCAUUUGCUCCCUCCUCUUCAGCUAAACCUUCUAAAGCCUCUUCCUUGGGCUUUGCAGACUUCACCUCUUUUGGCAAUGAGGAGCAGCAGAUGGCCUGGGCCAAGCGGGAGAGCGAGAAGGCUGAGCAGGAGAGGCUAGCACGGCUGCGGCGGCAGGAGCAGGAGGACCUGGAGCUCGCCAUCGCGCUCAGCAAGGCUGACAUGCCCGCCGCCUAGGCGCCCGGCCCAGGGCAGCCCCACCAGAGGAGAACACUCCAGCCUAUCUGUGCACGCACAUACACACGUACACACGCACGCACACAGACGCACACGUACACACGUGCACGCACAAACGCACGCACACGUACCCACAUGCACGCACAAACACACGCACACGCAUAAACGCACACACGAUAAACACACACAAACACGCAUGCAUACGCGGAAACGCACGCACAUGUACCCGCACGCACACACGCACAUGUACACGCACGCACACAUACACGCACGCACACGCAUAAACACGGGCACGCACACACACGCACAUCCACAUGCACACACGUGCGCGUGCGCUCACAGUGGUCCCCGUUCACCUUGUGACAUGUCACAGCCACUGUUAUGUCAAGGACUUGCUGGUCACAGAGCCUUGGGCUCUGGGGGCUCGCCCAGCGGGGAGGCCUGGACAGGGGCCGCUGCUGCAGAUGCUGCUCUCCGCGGUGACGUCCCUGUCGGGUGACAGCGCCAGUUCUCACUCCGCCUGGAGCACAGGAUGAGUCGGGGAAGUGCGGUGACUUCUUGCUUUUUGUCUCCUACCCGGGCGCACCCACACCCCCACCCGCCCCGACCUCCCUUCCGAGACAGACAUCUGGACGAUGUAUGCAUUCGUUGUAUAAAAUUAAGUUUGAAUGAUUAAUAUAAAAUAUUUUACUACAAAA